This is a messenger RNA of Actinia tenebrosa (Australian red waratah sea anemone), 1428 nucleotides long. RefSeq lists its product as uncharacterized. Lineage: Eukaryota; Metazoa; Cnidaria; Anthozoa; Actiniaria; Actiniidae. Gene Ontology annotation, molecular function: nucleic acid binding. The record is from RefSeq and is a predicted model, not a curated record. Gene Ontology annotation, biological process: DNA integration.
AACAGAAACCUGUGGAAAUGUUACAGUGGUGACCGUAUCCUGCACGACAUAACUGGCGUCUGGAUGAUUGGAUCGUGUCCAAGUUCUUGGCCAGAAGAUGAUGUCCUGUAUCGAUGCAGGAAUCUUUCCAKUGCCAAUACRAUCACUAAAGAUAACUAUCAUUAUCUUCCUGUGUACACCAACAAUGGCAGAGUGUACCACAAUCGCUUCUGUGCACAGUGUAAUGGAGUUUCUCCUUCAGAGAUGACUCACUUUGAGCUGUCGUUUACCUGUGCCGUCUCGCCUCCUGCCACUUUUUCCCCAAGCCAAAGAUUUGAUUUUCUGUUUUCUUAUUGCGACUCAAGUAAGAUUAACUGGAAAGCACCUGUAAAUGCACCAAGGCGAUACUGCCUAAAUGUGAACGUAAUAAGCUAUAGUUACRUCAAUGAUGAAUAUAUCUGGAACAGAUGCAUCAAUGGCUCAGCAGGGAUUGUAUUUAUACCUGGAAUAAAAGUCAAUUACAAAAAUAUUUACUGUGCAAUAUGUGAACGACAUAAUGAAAUCGAGUGCGGUCCUCGAAGUACUUUUCCUAUUUCUGGAUAUCUUCCGUAUCCACAACCAUUUUCAGUCAUCUUUGACUUCAAGAACGGAGAACGCAGCGACACCAAGARUUACACCAAAGUAAAUUGUCCAUUUAAGCAUUUUUAUGACCACUACUUGGAAGUAUGCCGCAAAGGAUACGAGACGCUGCCCAGCACCUCUUCUGUUCAGGAGUACCAAGCUCUUCUUUGGUUUCGCCUUAAAAUCAACACAGUUUUCAGCAAUGAGACCAAAAUAAUGAAAUUAAACACGAGUGUACUUACAGUUGCGUUGGGAAACUUAUUUCAGGUUAAUACUACUCAAAUACGCGAACCGAAGAUUGCAAUUGCAUCACAAGUCAUGUUUAAUCUUCAAUUUAACAUUCGGCUUUCUUCAAAUGGACAAAAGAAACCCUACAGAAGAUCCCCUAGAGAAAGCAGCGUCCAAAGAAUGAGUUUUGAGGACAUUUUAAAAUGGAAUUCGCCCUUCGAUGUAUCUCUCUUUGGAGAAACAUUCACUUUAUUCAAAGCAAAUACAAAAAUAAUAAGCUGCACCAACCUCCAGAAUUACAGUAGGAAUGAGUACACUGUUGUACAAGAUACUCCAUCAGCGGUUUUCAUAAAAGCGACAGGCGAAAUACUAAAGGCUAGAGAGUAUUAUGUGGAUGGAAAAUCAGCCAAUGACAGCCAAGCUAUAUUUGUGUGCCGUCAACAGCAGUUAUCCAACUGUUCAGGGGUGUAUAUACUGAUUAAUGAAGGAGAGUUUAGAGUCCURAUGAACAAGUCCAUAUUCGUGAACGCUUCMAAACAGGUUUAUGAUUKGUCAGAAUACACAUGGAUAARCAAGAGUGUGCUGACGAUSCASUAUUGA